AAUUAAUUGAAGUUUAAGUGAGCCACGGAAAGAAAGCCUUAAAUCAUGCGGCGAAGAUAAAAACAUGACUGAAGAGGCUGUCACGCAUGCCUACAUUCUGGUGAACACGGAUCUGGUGAACAUAACCUUGUAUUGGGUGAACGAGUCGAGCAGUGCAGCGCCUACGGUAGCCAGGAGGGCAGCGACGGGCAGCACGGGCAUCAGCGAUGCUAUAGUGCCCAUGUACGUGGUGAUCUUCCUGCUAGCAGUCGUGGGGAACGCCCUAGUCGUGGUCACCUUGGUACGGAACAAACGGAUGAGAACCGUCACCAACGUCUACCUGCUCAAUCUAGCAGUAUCCGACCUACUUUUAGGAGUGUUCUGUAUGCCUUUCACACUGGUGGGCCAGGUUCUGAGAAACUUCAUAUUCGGAAGCACAAUGUGCAAACUUAUUCCAUAUUUCCAAGCAGUGUCGGUGUCAGUAGGAGUGUGGACGCUUGUGGCCAUCUCCCUGGAGAGGUACUUCGCCAUAUGUCGCCCACUCAAGUCUCGACGAUGGCAGACCCAGUUCCACGCGUACAAGAUGAUUGCGGUAGUUUGGAUGUCGAGCCUGGCGUGGAACAUGCCGAUCCUGCUAGUUUCGAGGCUUCAAGCGAUGCGAGCCGGGAGACACAAGUGUCGCGAAGACUGGCCGUCCCCCGCUAGUGAGAGGGUAUUCAACAUCUUCCUGGACAUGAUCCUUCUGCUCAUCCCCCUGGUCAUCAUGACCCUCGCCUACUCCCUCAUAGUGUCCAAACUGUGGAAGGGGCUGCAGAGAGAGAUUAAACACAACUCUUCCUGUCGUCGACGACUGGAGAGAACCAGCAGUUCUGCCACCAUGAAUGACGCUGUAGUAAUCAACAACAACACGACAGGCCUGCGACAACACAGGUUGUUGCCGCCGCCUUUGCCAAGAUCUGCAGCGCAGUUCCAAGUCACGUCUACAGAUGCGUACGCCGCCACGCUCAACCUCUGGCUCUUCAAGUUGAGAGUACCGAAGGCGCUGCAGAGAUCUCCGCGGUCGCCGGUAGCUGUUCCUCUAGUCACCAGCACAGUGACGACCCCGGUGGUCGAACCUACCCCUACCAGCACUGGGGAUGACGACGAGACCACUUACACAUUCAGUAGACACGCCAUCCGGUCCAACUACAUGGACAAGAGCAUCGAGGCUAAGAAAAAGGUGAUUCGCAUGCUGUUCGUGGUGGUGGCAGAGUUUUUCGUCUGCUGGGCGCCCCUACAUGUUCUCAACACAUGGUACCUGUUUUACCCAGAGACUGUGUACAAGUACGUCGGAAGCACAGGCGUUUCGCUAGUACAGCUGUUGGCUUACAUCAGCUCCUGUUGCAACCCCAUCACUUACUGCUUCAUGAACCGGAAGUUCCGACAAGCCUUCCUUGCCAUUUUCAACUGGUACAAAUGGAGAGGAUGCUGUGGGGUCAAGGCCCCAGUGGACGCUAACGGGUGUCCCCUGGACAGGCUCGGCGAGGGAUGUGGAACUGUCGGACCAAACAACUCAGAACUGUCCGGCAACGACUCUACCAUCUACAUGGGGCGGGGGUGCAGAUCUGAAGUAGUUGUGCUAGAGACGGAGGAGCGUGUUUAGCAGCGGCUGCUACGAUCCUGUCGACGACGAUUCCUUCUUGUACCGGGUCACCUGGAAAGACCGCCGCCC
Molecule: messenger RNA, 1690 nt
Organism: Macrosteles quadrilineatus (aster leafhopper)
Lineage: Eukaryota; Metazoa; Arthropoda; Insecta; Hemiptera; Cicadellidae
Product: cholecystokinin receptor type A-like
Exons: 9
Coding region: 65-1621 (518 amino acids)
Biological process (GO): neuropeptide signaling pathway
Cellular component (GO): membrane
Molecular function (GO): neuropeptide receptor activity
Source: RefSeq, a predicted model, not a curated record